GUGUCGAUGGACACUCCGAAUGUUGUCGGAGAGUCGAAGAAAUCGGGUUCGGGCUUGAGGUAUUGGAUUUCGAUCGAUUCAUCGGGCCAAGAAAGUAUUUUCGACGCGGAUAAGUACGCCAUCAUGCAACGUGUACAAAUCCACGCUCGCGAUCUUCGUAUUCUCGACCCUCUCUUGUCCUAUCCCUCGACAAUCCUUGGCUGCGAAAGAGCCAUCGUUCUCAAUUUAGAGCAUAUCAAGGCGAUCAUCACAUCGGACGAGUUAUUGAUUCAUGAUCCAUCGGACGAUAACAUUGUUCCCAUUUUGGAGAAUCUUCGAAGAAAGCGAAAUAAGUGUGAUUUUGAAAAUGGCGCAGAAGAUGAUUCGCCAUUUGAGUUCCGAGCACUCGAGGUAGCACUGGAAGCCAUUUGUAGCUAUCUUUCUGCGCGCGCAUUAGAAUUGGAGUCUACUGUUUAUCCGGCUGUACAUAUGUUUACGUCAAAAAUUUGCGGCCGUAAUUUGGACCGUGUACGGAAGUUGAAGACUCGGUUGACUAGACUAACGGCUCGGGUACAAAAGGUUAGAGAUGAACUCGAACAACUAUUGGGCGACGACGAUGACAUGUUGAACUUUUAUUUAUCGAGAAAAUUAGCUCGCCGUCGCGGGGAUGAGAAUGAUGUCGAGGAACUUGAAAUGAUACUCGAGGCCUACUUUACGCAAAUUGACGGCACGUUCGAUAGAUUAACGACGCUUCAUAAUUACAUUGACAACACUGAAGAUUAUAUAAAUAUCCAGCUCGAUAACCGUCGAAAUAGGCUAAUUCAGGUCGAGCUAUUUCUCAGCACCGGAACUAUGUGCCUCGACUUAUAUUCUUUAGUAACGGCUAUUUUCGGUAUGAGCAUUCCGUACCCAUGGAACGACGGCCACGGAUACGUUUUCAAGUGGGUCGUUCUAUUGGCCGGCGUUAUGUGUUUAAUCGUGUUCGCAUUCAUUGUAGGGUACGCUAAAUUCAAACGGCUUGUCCGAUUUUGA
Messenger RNA from Andrographis paniculata, 1011 nucleotides. Its product is annotated as magnesium transporter MRS2-I-like. Gene Ontology annotation, biological process: transmembrane transport; magnesium ion transport. NCBI's taxonomy places the organism in Eukaryota, Viridiplantae, Streptophyta, Magnoliopsida, Lamiales, Acanthaceae. Gene Ontology annotation, cellular component: membrane. Gene Ontology annotation, molecular function: magnesium ion transmembrane transporter activity. The coding region runs from base 7 to 1011 and encodes 334 amino acids. The transcript has a single exon. The record is from RefSeq and is a predicted model, not a curated record.